CGCCACCACCAAACCCACAGCGACGACCCCACAUUGACUGGCCUUUGGCAGCCGCCCAACUCGGGAGCCUUCCUCGUCCCUUGGAAGAAAAGAGUCAAGCAUAAGCGCGCCCCUUCCUUGUCGGCGCUUCAGCUGCAUAGCAGGAGCUUCGCUGUUCUUACCCCCCUCCCUGCUUUGGUUCGCGCGCAGUCACUUGCCGGUGGUGGACAUUGCAACGUCGGGACCCAAGUCACCGCCUGGUCCACUCGCCAUCCAACUCCCCGUGCGAAUCAGGCAACACCGCCUUCACAGCCCAAGACAAAGACGAAGCCCGGAAUUUUGAUCCGUUCACCUUGCCGAACUGUCGCCGCGCUUUGCUCGGGGUGUGCAAGAGGCUGCCAUUUUAGAUCCGUUUGCUCAAACACCCAACUUACGAUUUACUGUUUUGCCCCCCUGGCAGCCUCAGGUACUGUGUGUAUUCCGCGACCCACGCAGGCGACCCGACAGCCAGUUCGCCAAACAAACGAUCGUGCUCCGUCAUCGAAUGCGACGGAGCCGAGCGCAGGUCCCAGCGGAACGAGAAGUCCGGCAGUCUGUCGACCCCGCCUGUUGCCCGCCAUGGCCGACGCAUUCGCCCCGCGCUCCAUGAAGCGCAAGAACGUCAAGGGUCUCGCUUUGAAGGCUCCUCCCCCGAAGCCGCCGUCGUCCGUUGAGAAUGCCCGUCCGGGUCCCGCUGGGAAAGGGGAUGACAACGCUGCGCAGCUGGAGAUUGGUAUCGAGUUCAACUUGGAUUUGAGACCGGAGGAUCUCGAAGUCAUCAGGGAUCUUGGCGCUGGUAACGGCGGGACAGUCAGCAAAGUCAGGCACAUCCCGACAAACACGGUGAUGGCACGAAAGAUCAUCCACGUCGAAGCCAAGAAGGAAAUGCGCAAGCGUAUAGUCCGCGAGCUGCAGAUCAUGCACGGCUGCCACUCCGACUACAUUGUCACUUUCUACGGCGCCUUCCUCAACGAGAACAACGACGUAAUCAUGUGCAUGGAAUACAUGGAUGUCGGUUCGCUUGACCGUAUCUCCCGAGUAUUCGGACCGGUCAGGGUAGACGUGCUCGGCAAGAUCGCUGUGGCUACGCUCGGCGGACUCACCUAUCUCUACGCAAAGCAUCAUAUCAUGCACCGCGACAUCAAGCCGUCAAAUAUCCUGGUCAACUCGCGAGGAUCCAUCAAGCUUUGCGAUUUUGGUGUCUCCGGGGAGCUGAUCAACUCGGUCGCCGAUACAUUCGUCGGCACGUCCACGUACAUGGCGCCCGAGAGAAUCCAGGGCGAGAGGUACACGGUCAAGUCGGACGUGUGGAGCUUCGGUCUGACUAUCAUGGAGUUGGCAAUUGGCAAAUUUCCCUUCGCUGCGAGCGAGCAGCUGUCCGAUGCCGAAAGCGCGCCCGCUGGCAUCCUGGAUUUGCUGCAGCAGAUCGUGCAUGAGCCAGCCCCUAAGCUUCCCAAGAGCGAUGCAUUCCCGCAGAUUCUCGAAGACAUGAUCCAGAAGUGUCUAUACAAGGAACCCGAACGACGGCCGACGCCCCAAGAGUUAUUCGACCGAGACCUUUUCGUACAAGCCGCGAAGAGGACUCCUGUCGACUUGAGGGAGUGGGCCUGCGGUCUGAUGGAUAGGGAUAACCGCAAGUCCCAUCUGGCGCCCCAGCCCUCACCCGCGACUCAAGAUCUCCUGCGCUCAAGCGACUCUCCCACAUACGGCACCCAGCAAACGCCUACUUCUUCCUACCGAAUCGACCGGCAGGCCGCGGACCACGCUAACUUGGCUGCGCAAGUGGACCGUUUGUACAUUCGGGAGUGGGACCACGAGCAAUGAUUCCCAGGUUUCUUGACAACACAUGUCGACAGAACGGAGCUCCUGGGCCACUGAGCGCCGUGGGCGCGGGCGUGGGCGUAGACACGGGCGGAUCCCUUCUCCGUUUGGU
Molecule: messenger RNA, 1951 nt
Organism: Thermothielavioides terrestris NRRL 8126
Lineage: Eukaryota; Fungi; Ascomycota; Sordariomycetes; Sordariales; Chaetomiaceae
Exons: 5
Coding region: 598-1842 (414 amino acids)
Biological process (GO): protein phosphorylation
Molecular function (GO): protein kinase activity; ATP binding
Source: RefSeq, a predicted model, not a curated record